Messenger RNA from Hemicordylus capensis (graceful crag lizard), 2932 nucleotides. It is a transcript of the gene UGP2, whose product is annotated as UDP-glucose pyrophosphorylase 2. NCBI's taxonomy places the organism in Eukaryota, Metazoa, Chordata, Lepidosauria, Squamata, Cordylidae. Bases 652 to 2178 code for a protein of 508 amino acids. The transcript has 10 exons. Gene Ontology annotation, molecular function: UTP:glucose-1-phosphate uridylyltransferase activity. Gene Ontology annotation, biological process: UDP-alpha-D-glucose metabolic process; glycogen metabolic process. Gene Ontology annotation, cellular component: cytoplasm. The record is from RefSeq and is a predicted model, not a curated record.
GCUUCUCAGCAGAGGGAGAGAAGCGAGGCCGGCUUGGGGAGGGGGCAGCGAGCAGGUCCUCGGCUGAGUCCAGAUCCAGAGAGCAGUAGCCGCCAGCUGGGGUUUUCUUGGGAAACGUGCCACUGGAAGGAAUCUGUAGUGAAUUGCCGGGAAGGAAAAGGAUUGGGAAAGCAGCAGCGUGAUCCACCCCCUCUGUGCUGCAAUCCAGUACUUUAGUGACGGGGGAGGCACAGUUUGAGACCCGCCUCUUUCAUUGAUGAAAUUUAAAUUCUUGUGGUUUUUACCUCUUAACCAGCUUGCCUGAGUCAUUUAUUUUCGAGGGCAGAUUCAGGAAGGAUCAGGGAGGAAUCAAGCAGACGUGAAAACCUUGUAGGAUUUGUUGGGCUGGCUGAUUGGGAAGAGUAGUUUUAUCACUGCAAUUUUAUUUUUUACGAAAAAUACCUUUUCAGUAAUUGAUACUUUAUAACUCUGGAAUAACAGCUGGUGGAGCAUCUGUUAUCCCAAGGAAGGGGGCGUCAAGGAAAGGGGGAAAAUACCAUCCUCUUUCCCCCGAGCAUUUCUUGUAUAAUCUUUUUCAGGGGCCGAGGGCCAGGGUAUCUUAAAUUUUCUAUAUUUAUAAAAAAAUAGUAUUUAUUUUCGUAAGGAUCCAAAAUGUCGUCAUUUGCAAAAGAUUUUAGCAAAGCAAUGUCUCAGGCUGGUACUUCCCCGUUCCAGGAGGUGAUCAGACAAGAACUGGAGUAUUCCAUGAAAGUGGAACUGGACAAAAUUCUUGCCACUGCACCACAGAAUGAGCUAGAGCACACUAAAAAAGACCUGGAGGGGUUUAAAAAACUCUUCCAUAGAUUCUUACAAGAAAAAGGACCUUCUGUGGACUGGGAGAAGAUUCAGAGACCUCCAGAAGAUUCUAUUCAACCCUAUGAGAAGAUAAAAGCAAGAGGAUUGCCGGAUAACGUUGCUUCAGUCUUAAACAAGCUGGUUGUAGUGAAACUCAAUGGCGGCUUGGGUACCAGUAUGGGAUGUAAAGGCCCCAAAAGCCUUAUUGGUGUGCGAAAUGAGAACACCUUCCUGGAUCUGACGGUUCAGCAGAUUGAGCAUCUAAACAAAACCUACAAUACAGAUGUUCCUCUAGUUCUAAUGAACUCAUUCAACACUGAUGAAGACACGAAUAAAAUCUUGCAGAAAUACAGCCACAGUCGUGUGAAAAUCUACACAUUCAAUCAAAGCAGGUAUCCACGAAUUAAUAAAGAAUCUUUACUACCAAUAGCAAAAGAUGUGUCUUAUUCAGGAGAGAAUACAGAGUCUUGGUAUCCCCCAGGUCAUGGGGACAUCUAUGCAAGUUUCUUUAAUUCUGGAUUGCUGGAUAUUUUUAUCAGUGACGGGAAGGAGUAUAUUUUUGUGUCCAACAUAGAUAACCUUGGUGCUACUGUGGAUCUUUACAUUCUUAACCAUCUCAUGAAUUCACCAAAUGGAAAAAGGUGUGAAUUUGUUAUGGAGGUCACCAAUAAAACUAGGGCAGAUGUCAAGGGUGGCACACUCACACAAUAUGAAAACAAAUUGAGGCUUGUAGAAAUAGCUCAGGUGCCAAAACCACAUGUUGAUGAAUUCAAGUCUGUUUCAAAAUUCAAAAUAUUCAACACAAACAACCUGUGGAUUUCACUACCUGCGAUUAAACGGCUGCAGGAGCAAAAUGCUAUUGAUAUGGAGAUUAUUGUCAAUCCAAAGACAUUGGAUGGUGGUUUAAAUGUGAUUCAGUUGGAGACUGCUGUUGGUGCUGCUGUUAAAAGUUUUGAGAAUUCGCUGGGAAUAAAUGUACCCCGUAGCCGCUUCUUGCCUGUCAAAACCACAUCUGAUCUUCUUCUUGUGAUGUCUAACCUAUAUAGCCUUAAUGCUGGAUCUUUAACAAUGAGUGAAAAAAGGGAAUUUCCUACUGUGCCACUAGUCAAGCUGGGAAGCUCUUUCACCAAGGUUCAAGACUAUCUGAGGAGGUUUGAAAGUAUACCAGAUAUGCUCGAACUGGAUCAUCUGACUGUUUCAGGCGAUGUUACCUUUGGCAAAAAUGUUGCAUUAAAGGGAACAGUCAUCAUUAUUGCAAACCAUGGAGACAGGAUAGAUAUUCCACCAGGAGCUGUAUUAGAGAACAAAAUAGUCUCAGGCAAUCUUCGGAUCCUGGACCACUGAGCUGCUGUGAACAGUCUCACAGAUGGAAGACCUCUAGGCAUUAGGUUUCUGCACAGGGGGCCUGUACACUUAGUUAUCCAUUCACUGUACCCUACAGUAUUAUUUCAAAGUAGUCUUCUGUACAUUUUUACUUUAAAAGGAGAUGAAAAUUAAAGGUUCUGUAAUUCAGUUAAUAUAAAGUGCAAUAAUGUUCGUCUUAAGACAGGCAGCUCUUGUAUAAGAACAUGCCGAUGUUCCGUGAGUUUUGAAUUGCUUGUAAGUAAAACAAACAAACUGUGAAGCAAUAUGCAGUUAACUAUUAAGUGCAACUACUUUGAAGUAUAAAUGGCACCCACAUCUACAAAACCAAACCAAACCAGGUGUUGCUACUAAAGGCAAGUAAGUUGUUUUAAAAGUCUAGCAUUUAAUUAACAUUGUUUGCCUUUCUGUAGUUAACACUUCCACGUUGUUACUCUUCGAGCAAGCCACACACCCCCUUUCACAGAUAGUUCAAUACCUCACUGUUUGUCCUGCUCUGGAGUUUUGUCCUGGACUGGAGUUGUUGCUCAGUGUUUACCCAAAGACAAGAUACACAAGGAGGAGAUACUUGCACCAUUACUUCUGACACCAUCAACCAUCUUCUAGUGACUCUUUAGAUGUUUCCUCUUAAAUAUGAAAUGGAUAACCUACUCAUACAAUCAAAUCAUGUGUUGACACAAAUAUGGAAAUUCCACAUCUGUACAGGUACUGAAAUAAAUAAAUAUCAAGCCCCUCA